Pisolithus orientalis is the source of this 960-nucleotide messenger RNA. RefSeq lists its product as uncharacterized. The transcript has a single exon. The record is from RefSeq and is a predicted model, not a curated record. Lineage: Eukaryota; Fungi; Basidiomycota; Agaricomycetes; Boletales; Pisolithaceae. The coding region runs from base 217 to 666 and encodes 149 amino acids.
GGGGAGGCAUCAUCAUUUCAUAGCUGUUUCCCUGCUCAUAUUAAAUCGUAUGAAACGCUACCAUCGUCUCGACCUCCACCUAACGCAGAAGAACAGACAUCGACAACAAGUCAAGGGCUCUCGUCAUUCAAAGCACUGCGUAACCUCGCUACGUCGCUCCUCUUCCAAUUUCCUAGUCGUUCUCUGACACCAUCAAGCAUUGCCCCGGGGGUUCGGAUGCGAACUCCAGAUUCAUAUGCGCCAAGCGACGUUUACGAUUUCCACUCAUUGGACAGAGUACCUCUUCCGCGAUUCCUCAAUCGUUGCCUUAUACUGCCAUGCAUCGCCCACCGUGUCACAGCGGUUCAAUUGGCAGGCGAAGGUCCAUCGGGACCGAGUUACAUAUACAAAAUACAGGCAUGCAGUCUGAGGCCAUUGGAGAUCACCCUGCCAGACAGGCUAGAAAAUGCGACAAUCUCACAAGGUGCUCUGCAGCUCGUUCGUCCUUGGCACUCCAACGGUCAAUCUGCCGUAUUAGACGCUACGAGUGAAGAGCAGUUACUUCUUACUCUUGGGAGGCCAUUUAAUGCUCUUCCGUUGACCGAACUGCCUCACUCCCAGCACAAACGGAUUGCGUCUUCUACCCUCAUUACUGCCCAACCCAUCAGCCGUGCCAGCAUUGUGUAGAUAGCCACUGCGCUAUGAUAUAGGCUAAUAUCGACAUCCACUUUGAUCGAUAUUGAAAUACUUGUGUCCCCUCUGCCUGCAUGUCCUGCCACUUCUUCUUCUCUGCUUCGUCUCGUCAUACUUUUGGAAUACAUGUUCAGCGACGUCCUUCUCACGCAGAAAUGCGUGCGUCGAUGUUAACACUACGAACGCUGUAUUGCACUCUCGCUAAGUCGCCCCUUCCGCGAUUCCUUACUCGCCGCCUCGCACUGCCAUGCAUCGCCCAUCGCGUUACAGCAACCCAGCUGACCGGGC